This is a messenger RNA of Penicillium malachiteum, 2376 nucleotides long. RefSeq lists its product as uncharacterized. The coding region runs from base 1 to 2376 and encodes 791 amino acids. Gene Ontology annotation, biological process: DNA-templated transcription. The record is from RefSeq and is a predicted model, not a curated record. Gene Ontology annotation, molecular function: zinc ion binding; DNA binding. The transcript is spliced from 7 exons. Lineage: Eukaryota; Fungi; Ascomycota; Eurotiomycetes; Eurotiales; Aspergillaceae.
AUGGAACCCGAGGGCUCCGAGCACGAAGAGAGAGGGGUGCCAAGCAGCACCCUAGCUCGACGCGCGGUAUGUACAGUUCUCCACCCCUUGAGGGAUUUACUACAACCUCUGCCACAAGGCAAGCAGACUAUCACAAUAUCUUGUACUGAAAAUUACUCUAGUGUGAUCAAUGCCGCACUCGAAAAAUCCGCUGCGAUAAGCGCUCGCCUUGUUCAAAUUGUCGCAGCUCGAGCAUUGUAUGCCGAUCCACGGGGGAGGGUCACAAGCGGUCAGAGCCAAGAAGGCGUGUCCUCAUUUCCAGUCAGUAAAACUCCCAGUGAGAAAAAGAUAGAUUUGAUCGAAGGGCGACUGGGAGGCAUUGAGAAAGCGUUGCAAGAGCUACUCACUGCAUCGCGAUCCCAAAGCUCUGUAUCAAUAAAAUCGUUUGGCUCAUCUCAUCAGUCACCCUUGUCAGUUGCUCGCGUCAGUUCUCCUGCGAUAAAACCUGACCAUGCAGGAUUGAAAGGUCCUGGAUAUACUUCCAACUCUGCCAUUGAGCAGCAUGACCCGAGUUCUGGGUUUGAGGGAAACUCUUCACUCAGUGCUCACUCAUUAUAUGCCAGGGACUUCUUGGAGUCAGCAGUUUCGCAUAGUACACCCGAGGUUUUGUCGAGUCCGAAGAUCAAUGAGGCGCUUUCCUCAUUGCGGCAAAUCGUGAAGAUGCAAAAUAGGCGCCGAGGGGCUGAUUCAAGUUCUCAAAGGGCUCAAUUUUCUAACCAAGGCAGCAAACUAGGUGAUCGUUGUGAUAUUCGACAACUAGAACUGCCGCCGUUGCCAUUUGUUCUGACAGUAUUGCGAAAAGUGAAAGCAAAUCCACCCUCUUCAUUUGGCGGCUAUCUUCCAUUCUUUAACGUGGAUGUCUUUAUUGAGAAAUGCCGCGAAGUCUACUUCUGCACCGAUGAUUAUUCUGAUGCAACAUUCAUUGUCACAAACUUUGGGCUGUAUAAUAUUUUCAUCGAACUUGCAUAUGUAGAAAAGGUGCGAACUGCCCGGGAUGAGUUUCAACAUUAUCUGCAGAUCUGCAAAUACAACUUGGAAGCGGCGUUGGCGAACUUGAACAUUUUAAUGCCGGCAACUUUUGAUUCCAUCUUGGCUCUCUCUCUGGGGGCAAUACAUGGCAUUGAAAUCUCUAAGCCAUUACUGGGAUGGACCUUAGCUUCAACAGCAAUUCAUAUGUGUCAAACCCUGGGCUAUCAUCGUAUGUCCUCCAUGGAACAUGACCCUCCAUCGGUUCAGAAACAGAAGCAAAGCAUAUUUUGGUCCGUGUACACUAUUAUGAACAUGAUGUCCUUGCGACUUGGCCGUGCGCCUGUUGUUCAAGAGUACGAUAUUGGGCUGCCUUCCCCCUUUGAAACCUUUGCCGAUGGAGGAAUAUGGGGCAAUGUAUGUGCAAUAUGGACAAUACAGGCCAUCAUACAAGGCAAAGUAUAUACCCUUCUAUAUAGUCCCGUUGCCUUGAAUCAACCAGAAAGCCAACGAGUCUCUCACGCCCGUCGACUUGCUGCCGAGAUGAAGUCGGAGAUUAUUGAACCUUUUGAAGAUAUCAUGUCCUCUCCGGGGGCCGAAUCAGCCCUAUCUGAUGUAGACAUGCUCUAUUUUCGAACCGAGAAGGUUAGCCGAUUAGCAAUAUUGACAUUGAUAUAUCGAGCGAUCCCUGCAUCAGCCGAAUCCGGGUCAUCAAGUACUUUCAUACCAGAAUGUAUUGAAACAGCUCGAGCCGCAUUAGAACACCACCAAGAGUGUGUUGGGUCUUUGAAAGAAGCAAGCGAAAUUAUGCGAUGUUCAUACAUGCAUUGGUCAAUUCUUCUCUCACCUUUCGUUCCCUUCAUCGUCAUCUUCUGCCAUGUAAUCGCAACCUCCAAUACCGAAGAUCUCACUCGACUAGAAGAUUUCAUCGCUUCUCUUCGACCAUUGUGCUCCUUUUCCCAAUCCGUUGACCGUCUCCAUACAAUCUGUUCUGUCCUCGGUACCGUUGCCAGACUAUAUGUUGAAGCCAAAACUACAGGGAAAGUGGGAGAAGAUGAAAGCCUCUUCUCUGUUGGUCAGGAGUUUGAUGCUUAUCUCAGUGCCCUGGGACUUGCGCCUGGAAAUUUAAUGAUGGGUAAUCAGGGAUAUUCUCAGUCUGAUAUGUUGACUAUGCAAGGUGGAUCCUUGGAGCCUACCUCACAAAUACCUGGGCUGGCUUCACCUGUUUCUCAAUCACAAAGCCAAAACCACGAGCCUUUAUCUGUGACUGAGAUGUCACAGUCGGCCCAACUAGGAAAUUGGUUCUCUGGAAACCAGUAUAUGAUGGGCCUUCUUGAGGAAGAUGCGCUUCAAUUUGGUCCUACUGGGUGA